Molecule: messenger RNA, 6286 nt
Organism: Ailuropoda melanoleuca (giant panda)
Lineage: Eukaryota; Metazoa; Chordata; Mammalia; Carnivora; Ursidae
Gene: MAT1A
Product: methionine adenosyltransferase 1A
Exons: 10
Coding region: 3275-4465 (396 amino acids)
Biological process (GO): S-adenosylmethionine biosynthetic process
Molecular function (GO): ATP binding; methionine adenosyltransferase activity
Source: RefSeq, a predicted model, not a curated record
GCGGGGCUCGAUUCCAGGACCCUGGGAUCACUCUCUGAGCCAAAGGCAGACACUUAACUAAGCCACGCGGGCACUCCGAAAUGACCUAAAUUUUUUUUAAAAAUGUAUGAUUGGAAUCUAUUUAUCUUUUUUUCAUAAAUAAGUUAUUCAUGUUCUAGGAUGAUGUACGUGGGAAGGGUUUGUGCUUAAAUUAAUGAGGGCAAAAGUAGUAAAUCUUUUGAAAAUAUUCCAUGUGGUUAUGAUGCCAUUUAAGGUAGGGGAGUUUCUCACCAAAGUUUAGAAAUGUUUGCAUUAAACAGCAUUUAAGAAGUGGAUGUGCACUCCACUUCUGUAUCCAGAGUUUUGGAUUAUCAAAACUGCCCUCUCUCUUGCCUGUGGCAUAGCCACCAGGCAUGGCAGGUGCAGGAGCUGGUCAAGGGCACCACGGGGCCAGGUGCACUCCAUUAGGUACCUAGGGUCAGGUGCCCUCAAAGCCCCUUCAUGAGACUGGUCAGUGUGGCUUAAACACGCUGCUUAACUGGAAACAUCGCCUUUUGCCUGGUAUUUUAUAUUCAUUUGGUAGUUUGUAUUUUAAUAACAGGGGUAAAUCUGACCAAAACUGUAAUUGUUUUCAAAGCCAAGUUUCUUCAGAGGCUUGUCAGCAAAGCUUCAGAGUUGAAGGUUGCUGCAUGGACAUGAAGUCAACUGUGGGCCUUUGACACGUUGAGCUGAACUUAGGUAAUCAGUGGGGCUGGGGGAACAUUAGGACAAUUCAUGCGUAAGGGACAACAUGUGCGUAAGGCAGGUUUUAAUUUGAGUUUAUGAUGGCAAAGUCCCUGUUGGUUCAGUUUUCUAAGUCAGAAGGGGGUAGAUUGAAGCCACUGUUUUAACUCUUGGUGCAAAUGGAAAUUUUUUUCUCCAACGUAACAUUUACUACAUAAGGGAAAUCUUUGGACAGGUUCAGCAUUGCUACGGCCUUGCAUUUUAUCGUCUUACAUAAGAAAAUCAUAUAUUAUGUACAUAGAAGGUGCUUAAGUAAUAUUUCCUUGAAAUCUCAUUGUGCACCAGCUCUGUGCUUGAUCCUCACCUUACCUGAAUGACCACAUCUAUUUCUCAAAAUGAUGCUGUGAGGUAGGUAAUCAUUUAACCUGCUUUACAGGUGAGGAAGCAGGACCUGAGAGGUUAGGAAGCCUGCCCCAGGGUGGAUAGUAGGUUAGAGUCCAGACAGGACUCCAGCCCUGAAGCCCGCACUCCCACCCACCACAUUCUAUGUGCUGCUUGUUAACGUCUAUGGGCUGAAAGACUGUAAUAAGGUGGCCUAGAUUUAGUGGGGAUGUUAUACGUGACUCACAUAUAAGAUGGGUACAGAACUUGGUGCUUCCAGAUCCUUCCUUCACUCUGAAUUUGCAUCCAGACUGCAGAAGCCUCCUGUUUAUGUCUCUGAAAGCACCACAUCUCUGUGUGGGACUCAACCCUCUGCCCCAUGCUUUGAGUCAUUCUGGGGUUCAGAGGGUGGUUAGGCAGCUUUGCUCUCUGACUUCUUGCCAGCUCUGGGACCUUGGUGAGUACUUGCUACUUACACUCCAUCUUGCUCUUAAAGCAGAGUUAAAAUAUAAUGGCCAUAGUUCUAGCUGCUAGGCUAACCUAGGUCUAUAGUCCACAUUAAACAUUAGCUCAUAUUGCCUCCAGGUUUGAAACCAGUGUACCCAGAAGAAAUUUACAAAGGGACAGUGAUGUUGAAAUAUUUUAAGUACAAACAGGAGGACUCCUGUCUGCUGACAAGGACAAGGCUAUGUUGUCUAAAGUCCCUAUUUGAUCCUCAUUUUUCCUUCCCUUCCCGAUGGCCUUUUCCUCUCUGGACCUUCAGCAGUCUUGUGCCUGUGCAUUCCAGCAUGCUCUUUUUUAAAUGGCUCUGAUGAAAUAUGAAUAUGUAAAAUCUCUUACUUUACCCCAGAAGAGGUCACUUUAAUAAAGUUUCUCCCCGGAGCGAUGCUGCUGUGACUGCUGACCUGUCGGCAACACUCAAGACUUGGAGCCCCAGAAGACAAUGUUUAAAUGCUCAUAUUCUGAGUAUAGAGGGGAUUCGGGCAGCAGAAUUGCACCCUAACUUUUGCUUCCCAUAGUCCAGCGUUUGGUGCACAAGCUUUUGGCUGCCUACAUUUUCUUGCCUUCUAGUGGGAACUGGUUUCUCCACCCAUUCUCACUGUCUGUGAUCUCAGCUCCCUACCAUGGCCCUGGUAUGAGGAUGCAGCUAGAUCUGAGGGUGGGAGAGAACAAAGAGAGAGAGAGAGAUGCUGUCAUUUAGGGCAUGAAUUGGCUAAAGAUGUAAGCCCGUCCAUUUCUUCUCUUGGUCAAAGCAAAAAAUUUGCCGGAGUCGUGUGAUCAGGUGUACAGGCUGAAUAGGUAGGUGUUAAUUUACAUUGUGGGAGCUUUGGGAGCCUGGACUCUGAUAAUUUCCCUGUAAUGAAUCCUUCUCUCAAGAGUCCUUUUCCCAAAAAUGCAUUGUCUUCUGUAACCUGUCCAGAUACUUCACAUCUUGCUUGUCGAUGUGACUGACAGCGUCUUCCAGACGUUGACAGUUUAGGCGAUUUCUAUUAGCAGAAAAAUAUGGGCUCAAAAGCUUUUCCUCUGAAUGAAUGUGUUGUGUAACAUCCAAGCUGACUCAGAAUACAGGUGCAUGCUUUAGCUCUGAGAAGGUAGGAGAAGGGGGAGAGCCCAAGCCAGACAAGGUGUGGGGGAGGAAGGAUAGCUCUCAGGAGCCCAGGCCACCCUGUGUUGUAGUCUUUGCCUAAACCAUGUCUCUGGGAAAGAGUUCCUGGCUGCCUGUUUGUAUCCCUGAAUCACCACGGACCCCCCACCCUCCAACGUGGGAAGUUAACCUUGGAGCAAUAUGGAGAUUAGCUGCAGAGCUGAAGCAGCGUCGCAAAGGAGCUUCGGUCCUGCGGAAUCUACGCAGCCUUCUUUACCAUACAUUGACCAGACCCUAGCGCUCGGGACGCCCGAGCGGACGACUGGACUCCCUCAAGGAGUCACUCAGGAGCAAGCUGUGACCAGUUGGAGGGAGUGACACGUCCCCGCUCAGUCCCUCCCUCCUCACCGUCCUCACCUUCCUCUCACGUGCUCGCAGGUGGUUCAGCAGAAGCAAACCCAGUGGCUCUGCCAAAGACAAGCCUGUUGGGUUUACAGAAGGAAAAAAAAAAAACCCCAACAAAACCAACAACCCAAACAAACCUCAGGCAGAGUCACAGCGUUGAUAUCGUUGCCCUGAAGAAACCGAGUGCAAAAGUGUGCAAAGAUGAAUGGCCCGGUGGACGGCUUGUGUGACCGUUCUCUAAGUGAAGAAGGAGCCUUCAUGUUCACAUCGGAGUCGGUCGGAGAGGGACACCCGGACAAAAUCUGCGACCAGAUCAGUGAUGCCGUGCUGGAUGCCCAUCUGAAGCAGGACCCCAACGCCAAGGUGGCCUGUGAGACAGUGUGUAAGACGGGCAUGGUGCUGCUCUGCGGCGAGAUCACCUCCACGGCCACGGUGGACUACCAGCGGGUGGUGAGAGGCACCAUCAGGCACAUUGGCUACGACGACUCUGCCAAGGGCUUUGACUUCAAGACCUGCAACGUGCUGGUGGCUUUGGAGCAGCAGUCCCCGGAUAUCGCCCAGUGUGUGCAUCUGGACAGAAAUGAAGAGGACGUCGGGGCUGGGGAUCAGGGUUUGAUGUUCGGCUAUGCCACCGAUGAGACGGAAGAGUGCAUGCCCCUCACUAUCAUCCUCGCUCACAAACUCAAUGCCCGGAUGGCCGAACUCAGACGCUCCGGGGUCCUCCCCUGGCUGAGGCCUGACUCCAAGACUCAGGUGACAGUUCAGUACACCCAGGACAAUGGCGCAGUCAUCCCUGUGCGCAUUCACACCAUCGUCAUCUCCGUGCAGCACAACGAGGACAUAACCCUGGAGGACAUGCGCAAAGCCCUGAAGGAGCAGGUGAUCCAGGCCGUGGUGCCUGCCAAGUACCUGGACGAAGACACUGUUUACCACCUGCAGCCCAGCGGGCGGUUUGUCAUCGGAGGUCCCCAGGGGGAUGCAGGCGUCACUGGCCGUAAGAUCAUCGUGGACACCUAUGGCGGCUGGGGGGCGCACGGCGGCGGGGCCUUCUCUGGGAAGGACUAUACCAAAGUGGACCGCUCGGCGGCGUACGCGGCCCGCUGGGUGGCCAAGUCCCUGGUGAAAGCGGGGCUCUGCCGGAGAGUGCUCGUGCAGGUUUCCUACGCCAUUGGUGUGGCUGAGCCACUGUCCAUUUCCAUCUUCACCUACGGAACCUCUCAGAAGACCGAGAGAGAGCUGCUGGAUGUGGUCAAUAAGAACUUUGACCUUCGGCCUGGGGUCAUUGUCAGGGACUUGGAUUUGAAGAAGCCCAUCUACCAGCAGACGGCAUGCUACGGCCAUUUCGGAAGAAGCGAGUUCCCGUGGGAAAUUCCCAAGAAGCUUGUGUUUUAGAGCUGGUGGGGGCAGGGCCUGGCCUGGCCCUGGAGGCGUCUGGGUGGCCUGGUUCCUCUUCUUCAGGAUCCCAGCUCUCCCAUGUCCCAGACCCAGGGCCCUGACUGCCCCCCUCUGCCCUCUCCUGGGCCAAGCCCCACCCCCAGGGUUAGCCCUGUGCUGUCCUCACUGUGAAUGGCAGGAGGCUUGCUGGUGCUGGGGCCAUGCCUCCUCAGGAGGGUAGUCACAAUGUUCCCCUGCUUUUCCCUCAGAUCAAGGCCAUGUUCAUUUAGUGGAAAAACCACCCCCGUCAAGAGUAAAUCCCCUCACUCACCUCCCCCGUGAGUGGUCCGUUCCUCCCUCACCAAUCUCAGGGAUCCUGGGUGUGCCGGGUCUGCCCUUCACAUCUGUGGCCCGUGCCUGGAGCCAGGGCCCUCACAGAGGCUGCCCGGACUAGACACUGGGCCAGGGUAGCAGCAGGGGCUGACCUGUCCUAAGCAAAUACAAAUGUGCGAGGCACUGAGCUAAUUACUGAUCUCAUUUCUUCUUCACUGCAACAUGAUGAGGUAACACCUCAUUCCCACUUCUAUGGGGGAAACUGAGGCACAGACUACCUGGGUAACUUUCCCAAGGUCCCACAGCCACACAUGGCAGGACCUAGACACAGUUCAGGAGCUCUGACUCAGGAACCCGUAUGCCCCCCAGCCCCGUUCCCAUGUCACGCCAGAUGCAGGCCCAGUGAUGCCAAAACAGAUGUGAGAGGAAGCCAUGUGACCUCUGCCCUGAAGACCCCAGGUUGCUGCAAUUAGGGGAUUAACUCCUGGCUCUCGGUGAGCCCUGGGCAGUGAUAUGCAAAGUCAGGACAGAGAAGCAGCUUGUCCUAGCUCAGGUGGCCAGCCCCUUAGGGCACCAGAACCCUGUGUCCUUCAAGUCCUCCCUCUCUCUGGCCUCGUUAUCUGAGUGCUGUUAGAAUGAGUGGGAGAGCCCCUCAGAUGCCCCUUCCAGAGAGGCCAGUUGUGAGGCCCGAACAUCUGAUGUUAAAUAGUGACCCAGGUGGCAGGGCUGAGCUCCCAGUGGUAGACAAGUUGGCUGGGAUGUCAUGAGGAAAUCCUGCCUUUGCCCGGUGGCUUCUGGGCCACGGUACCCACGGGACCUGAGUGGUCCUCGGUGUGCUAGGGUCUUGGAAGCUGCACAUUCACCGGCCUUUCCAUCCCUAGCCAGCACUACCUACCCCACCUGUCCUCAGCCUGGGGCUCUGACAGCAGCGUCUCUGCCUUCUCCCUAGCUGCCUAGACCGCAGGCUCAGGUGGGGGUCUCCACAGGUCCCGAGAGAACAUUGGAGACUGGGCUUCUUUCCAGGGCGCGUGGUGCUGGUUCUGGCUGGACGGGCAGCCCACGAAGCCUCAUCCGGGGAGUAGACAGCCUGUAUCUGGGCUCUAGGCCUGAAGCACAAAGACCCGAGGCUCUUCUUCUUCCGUCAGAGAAAAGGCAGCUCUUCCGGGGAGGAAAAAGCAGCCCCGAUUCGCAUCUAAACCUAGAGCUUGUGUCCGCCCUGGAGGCUCUGGUGUGUCUGCGGGCACCGGUCACCCAGCAAGUCUCAAGCUCCUGCCAGGAGAGGGAGGCCCGGGUUUGUGGGCGGUGAGUUCCUCUCACCGGGGCCAUGUUGGAAGUGAAAAUUCACAAUUGUAUACUUUCCCCACCCCCUAGAGAAACAAGGUCUUUUUGGGGGACAACAUUGUUUAUAAGAAUCUAGAACCUUUAUUUGUUAAUAGUCCCUACUAGGACAGGAUAAAUAAAACUGAAUAAACAGUCCUUCAGUGAAUCAAACUGAAGGAACAACUA